UUUUCACCGCGAUCGUCGGGUGGUAUUGCAGGUCUGGCUCCGAGGAAGCCCUUCUUCAUGAUGAACAACGAAGAGAGACUGGCUGCAGCCAAGCCGGCCGCCCCCGCCCCGAAGCGGCCGGCGGCGCCCAAGCCGACAGAACCGACGAGGAAGAGUCGAAGAGUGCAGCAGCUGUACUUCUACGACGAGGAUAACAAGGAGAACCCCGACGAGGACGAGCUGAUCUUCUGCAUCGACUGCCGUAAGGCCUGGGCAGGCGACUGCCCCGUGCACAAGGGGUUCGAGAUCCUCGAGGACACGAAGGUUGCCGAGGACACCCCGAAGGAUGAGCGCAUCCUGGCCUCGCUGCCCCCGGGACUGGUCGUCCGAGACCUCGAAAGCGACGACGACAAGAAGUCUGGCGACGACGCGGAGGACGCCGAGGGCGCCGCCGCCGAGGUGACCACCCGGGGCGUCUUCGCCAAGGUGCCGCUGGCCAAAAGGACGCGCCUGGGCCCCUACGAGGGGGACAUCCCAGAGGACGACGAGGACCCUAGUCCAGAAGUAAGUCCCGGUGGACGACGGGGCUGUCCGCCACGUCUUGGAACUUAGA
This is a messenger RNA of Frankliniella occidentalis (western flower thrips), 592 nucleotides long. RefSeq lists its product as uncharacterized. NCBI's taxonomy places the organism in Eukaryota, Metazoa, Arthropoda, Insecta, Thysanoptera, Thripidae. The record is from RefSeq and is a predicted model, not a curated record. Bases 58 to 591 code for a protein of 177 amino acids. The transcript has 3 exons.